This is a messenger RNA of Colletotrichum tamarilloi, 246 nucleotides long. RefSeq names its product O-methyltransferase. Bases 1 to 246 code for a protein of 81 amino acids. The transcript has a single exon. The record is from RefSeq and is a predicted model, not a curated record. Lineage: Eukaryota; Fungi; Ascomycota; Sordariomycetes; Glomerellales; Glomerellaceae.
AUGCUAGCCAUGACGGCUUUGAAUCGCCUGGCGCCCAUUAUCGGCGUGUACGACUUCUCAUGGAUCACCGAGGCAUCGGAAAUGGAAGGCGGUAGCAGAGUAACACUGGUCGAUGUUGGCGGCGGCAGCAGCCAUGAGAUUCAGUCUAUCUGCGAGAACAAUGGCCUGCCGCUUGCACGUUGUGUGUUCCAGGACAAGGAGACUGUCAUCUCGAAGGUCGAAAAUCGGGGACUCUGCCGGGAUUGA